Molecule: messenger RNA, 2216 nt
Organism: Harmonia axyridis
Lineage: Eukaryota; Metazoa; Arthropoda; Insecta; Coleoptera; Coccinellidae
Gene: Hinfp
Product: histone H4 transcription factor
Exons: 10
Coding region: 421-1959 (512 amino acids)
Biological process (GO): regulation of DNA-templated transcription
Molecular function (GO): RNA polymerase II cis-regulatory region sequence-specific DNA binding; DNA-binding transcription factor activity, RNA polymerase II-specific; zinc ion binding
Source: RefSeq, a predicted model, not a curated record
UCAAUAUUUUGACAUAAUACGAAUUUUACGCGCUUCUUAAUUUUACAAAUUUCAUACUUGUUCUUAUUAAUCAAAUCCAGAUUUUUCAAUGCUUUUUGCUUCAUUUUCUAACCGUUAAUAAUCACAUACGUUAAGUUCGUAGUGUAACAAAAAGUGGACUUUGCAUGUUGGAAUUCGAUGAAAAGUCUUCAUAUACAAAAUUUUUACUUUCAGAAUUUUUUUACAUUAAGAAGAUCUCAUGCUUCCAAAUCAAACAGGAUUUUCCUUGGACAUAUUCUGAUGAGGAGCAUUUUUUAGAAAACCCAGAAAUUGCACCUUUGCAAUCUUUUAGCUGUAAAUCCUUGAACAUGCAUAUCUAUGUAGAAUUUCCAUGCUCAGAUUUUUGAUGAUAAACAAAGUUUUUAAUUAAUAAAGCUGAAAAUGAAAACAAGAAGUCGUUUAGCAGUUUUUGAAAAUAUUAACAACAAUGAAAAUACAACAAACAACGAAGAUGAUGAUGCAAAUGAUUCCUAUGAUGAAGAAGUGAAGGAUACAUCUAAAAUUAAGAAGAAAAUUAAUAAAAUAUCUGAACAACCUAUAACAUUCCCAUGUCGAUUUAGGGAAUGCGGCCAAGAAUUCACUGAUUAUUUCAAAUUCGACAAUCAUUUGAUUAGCCAUAUAAAUCAAGAGGACUUUACAGGAAAAAUAAUUCAUGCCUUUUGCCAGUAUGGUGAUUGUGAUUUGAGGUUUGUUAGUUAUCUACAUGCAAUACAACACAUGUCCAUUCAUGGACAUCAUGAUAAACUGUGCUAUCUUGGAGAAAUAGCUGUAAAAAAAAAUUCACUGCCUGAGUGUAAACUGGAAAAUAUUUUCACCUGCCCAGAAUCUGAGGUUGUCUACCAUUGUGAAUGGGAUAGUUGUAAUAUGGUAAUUGAUACCAUUUGUAAUUUUUUGUGUCAUAUCAAAAUGCAUUCAAUGGGUAAUUCUGUAAAGGAUAAGAAGAAGAUUGAUUGUGAAUGGAAAGGUUGUAAACAGCAAUUCAAGAUGCAAUAUCAAUUAAGCAAGCAUAUGCCAGUACAUACCAAGACUAAGUAUUUAGCAUGUAUAACUUGUGGCAAUUCGUUCUCUUCCAUGGCCCGAUUUUCAGAUCAUAGAAGCAAACAAAUCCCGAUUGAGAAGCAAAAUUAUAAAUGUUCGCAAUGCUUCAAGGUGUUUGCUACCGAAAGUUUGAUUCGUGACCAUGUUCGAGCUCACAUCAACCAGUACAAAUGUCCCAUGUGUGACAUGACUUGUCCAAAACCUUCAAAUUUGAUCAACCAUAUAAGAUUUCGUCAUAUCAAUGAGCGAUUAUACCAAUGUAAUCUUUGCGAGCAUUCGGCGCUGUCCAAACAAAAUCUUGAACAGCAUCUAAUUUCUCAUUGUACCGAAAUGCUCAUGGUUUGUGAUGAAUGUGAUUUUGCCUGUCGAUCAAUACAUACUCUGGAUAGACAUAUACAGAGGGAACAUCUGAAGGAUAGACAAAUGUUCGAAUGCCAUAUAUGUAAAAAAAGAUAUAAAAGAGGUAACAUCUUAUCGCAGCAUCUGGUGGCAGUACACAGCGUCCAAUAUCCAUCUGGACAUUCAAGGUUCAGGUACAAAAAAGAAGCUGAUGGAAUAGCCAGAUUGCAAACGAUAAGAUAUGAAACAGUUAAUGUUAUAAAAGAAAUUAUCGAAAGUAAAAAGAAGGAGGAAAUCCCAGACAAGAAAGUAUUGAAAUGUACUAUCAAGAAAAAAAAAGAUGGAGACAAUAUGUCAGUUGCAGUAAAUAUUGAAGAAUGCAGUUCUUCGGACGAAGAGGAAAGGCCUACAAAAAAGAGGAAAAAAUCAUCAAAUAAUGUUUUAUUGACAGUACUUGAUCUUGAUGAUAAAGGAAAUGUAGUAUCAGAAGUUACAGAAACCCAGGAGGUUAUUGCACCUGAACCGGAUAUGAUGGAAAUUUGAAGGUACUCAGAUUUUCUUCUUAAUUUUUUCAUGUCAGAUACUGUAAUGCGGUCUAAUUAAGAAUGAAAGGUUGGAAACCAUUGAAUUUCUAAGUAUUUUUAGCUCUUAUACAUGUGUCAAAAAUCUGUGAAAAUUAGCUGUAUUAAGUCUGUUGUAUGUUUUUGUAUUAUUUUGUAGUUGUUAUUAUUAAUGUAUCAAAACACUUUGUUUUCAUAUUGCUUUUCUUUUGGAGAACUUAAAUAUAUGGAUUAUUAUAA